This is a messenger RNA of Dacryopinax primogenitus, 2394 nucleotides long. RefSeq names its product glycosyltransferase family 2 protein. The transcript has 13 exons. Gene Ontology annotation, cellular component: cell periphery; cell septum. The coding region runs from base 1 to 2394 and encodes 797 amino acids. Lineage: Eukaryota; Fungi; Basidiomycota; Dacrymycetes; Dacrymycetales; Dacrymycetaceae. The record is from RefSeq and is a predicted model, not a curated record. Gene Ontology annotation, molecular function: chitin synthase activity.
AUGGACGAGGGGGACGUCGCGGAUGAGAAGGGGUACGCGGGUUCAUCGAGAUACUCCGCUGCGGGUCGUGAUGUCGUCUAUGGCGAGGUGGACGACGAGGUAGACGGGUCGACAUUGAACGAGAAGGCUUCUAUACCGGAUACGCCGUUCAGCCAUUCAGACACAAGACAUUUUGGCCCUGCGCCUGUGAGGCCUCAGGCGAGAAGGCAUGGGGAGAAGAAGAGGGUACUGUUGAAGCAUGGACAUUAUGUGCGCGACUUGCCGGUACCGAGGAGGCUUAUCUUACCUAAGAGAGGAACGAGGGAGAUGACGGAGACGAGGUACACAGCAGUCACCUGCGACCCAGACGACUUUGGAAAGAAUAAGUUCACCCUCCGUCAGGUGGAGAUGAACCGCCAGACAGAGAUGUUCAUUGUCAUCACCAUGUACAACGAGGAUGACGUCCUGUUCUGCCGUACGUUGUACGGGGUGAUGAAGAAUAUUGCCCAUUUGUGUUCGAGGAAGAAUAGUUCUUGGGGACCCGACGGUUGGAAAAAGGUGGUCGUAUGUAUUGUCUCUGAUGGGCGAAGGCAGAUACACCCCCGAGUCAUGGACUGUCUGGUCGCCUUAGGCAUCAUCCAACCACACGCGAUGAAGAACAUGGUCUUAGGCCAGAUCACAACAGCCCACGUAUGGGAGUAUACGACAACUUUUGCUCUCGAUGCGGAUAGGAGAUUCAGGUAUCCCGAGAGCUCGUUCGACAUUGUCCCCACCCAGAUCUUGUUUUGCUUGAAAGAAAAGAAUGCCAAGAAGAUCAACUCCCACCGAUGGUUCUUCAACGCCUUCGCUCCGCUUCUCCAGCCCAACGUGUGUAUUCUGAUCGAUGUCGGUACGCGCCCUGGGCCCAAGAGCCUGUAUCAUCUCUGGAAGGCGUUCGACCUCAACUCGAACGUUGCGGGGGCGUGUGGGGAGAUCGCGGUGUAUAAGGGCAAGUGGUGGAAGGGGCUGCUGAACCCGCUCGUCGCAUCGCAGCACUACGAAUACAAGAUGAGCAACAUCCUCGACAAGCCCUGCGAGUCCGCCUUCGGGUACAUCAACGUGCUCCCGGGCGCAUUCUCCGCAUACAGAUAUAUCGCGCUGCAGAAUGACAGGAAUGGCAAGGGACCGUUGGCAAGUUAUUUUAAGGGAGAAGUGUUAUCGGGUCAGAAUGCCGAUAUGUUUACAGCUGUACACACACUUCUGACGCACUUCAAGCGUAUCCUAUGCUUCGAGCUCGUAGCCAAGCCUGAUUCUGAAUGGGUUCUCCGCUAUGUCAAAAGCGCCGUCGGGGAGACCGACGUACCCGAAACGCUUGCUGAGUUCAUAGGCCAACGCCGGCGCUGGCUCAACGGUUCCUUUUUCGCCUCAGUCUAUGCGCUGUACCAUGUUGGCCAGGUUCUCCGGUCGGGGCACAGUGUAUUCCGCAAGGCGAUGCUGCUAUUUGAGUUUGGGUAUAACCUGAUUAACGUCAUCUUCGCUUGGUUCGCGGUGGGGAACUUCUUCAUAUUCUUCGUGAUCCUCACGUCUUCGGUCAACGACCCCUCGUUCAACCUGAAAGGGGUCGGCUUCUUGAACACCUUGACACAGUAUGCUUAUGCGGGAACGAUCGUGGCUUGUUUCCUCUUCAGCAUGGGGAAUCGUCCGAAAGGUGCACGUUGGAAAUACCGAAUCGCCGUCGUGAUAUUCGCUGUCCUCACAGUCUGGAUGGUCGUCUGCGCCGUGCUCUGUGCCGUCAAAGCUCUUGAACAGAUCGGUACCCCCAUGUACAGUCGAAUGGUCCUCUCCCUCCUGGUCACAUAUGGUUCAUUUGUCGCCGCGAGUGCGCUGUUCUUGGAUCCGUGGCACUUGAUGACGAGCUUUGGGCAAUAUAUGCUCUUCUCGCCUACCUUUAUCAAUGUCCUCAACAUCUAUGCCUUCUGCAAUCUGCACGACUUUUCAUGGGGGACGAAAGCUAUUACGACGGUGGAUACUGAUCUCGGUGUCGUCCGGGGUAUUGUUAAAGGUGAUACCGUGGAGGUGGAAGUCGAAUACGACAAGGAUGACGUAGACAAUGUUUACAUGGAAGCGCUUCACCGGCUCAAGGUAAGGGAACCCAUCCCACGAGCCAAACCGAAGGCUUUCAACGAAGAUGAGGAAGCUAUCAAGGACUACUAUGCUAACGUUAGGACCAACGUGCUGCUUACAUGGGCCCUUUCAAACUCGUUCUUGGCCGUCAUCAUCCUGAGUGGAAACGUCUCCAGUACUUUCGACGGGAGCAACAAUUAUACAGUUACCAAGUCUUACAUGCUCUUCAUUCUCGCAUUCGUUGCCAUGACGAGCAUUAUUCGCUUCGGGGGAUCUAUGAUAUAUCUUAUUGGGAGGGUGUUCACAGGAUGA